CUCCGGCGGAGGCUCGCGCGUAUUCCCGUUCGAGCGACCGAGCUUUCUAGUCGGACGCCCGCUCGCAUUGGAAGCUCGUGUCACUUCCGCGAAUACGAAGUUCAUAUCCACCCGCACAUAAACGUGCACCCUGGCCCGACAAUUCAACGCGGCACGGUGUGGCGCGACGCAGAACAGGAAUCGCCUGGAAAGUAGAGCAGCGUCUAGGACAGCAAAAUGGCGGUCGUGAUAAACAAAUGAUAAGGGUGGUGAGCAGCAAUUUCGUGAAAAACGCGCAAUUCGGUGCUUGUUAACGGUGGUGCAUAAUUAUUUCCCGAUUGUGACCGAAAAGCGAUAUCCGGUAUCAUUGCCACGAACUUCAAUGGGAAAGAAAUCACGAAACAGAAAUACGACACGUUUUUCCAUAACGUCCUCCUCCCUUUGUGAAGCCUCUUGAAGAAAGUUCGUUUCGAUCUUAAAACACGAGAGUGUAUGUCACGGAAAGCUAUUUGUGUGUAUUUACGCUGAUGUGUGAGCGUUCGAUUAUCGAUCUCGAAUUCUCCGGUGCAACAGAGUACAGACGGCACCAGAAUGUUCGCGAGAAGAACAACAUGGAGUCCAGCUGCAAACGAAGUCGGAAUUAUAAAAAACGAUGUUGAUUUGACGAAUUGACAGACUUAAUAAAAGGAAUUUAAUCGUGUCAUUAACAUGCAUCUACAUUUCGAGAAAAACAACAAUGCCAAAUGCGACUGCAACAUUUUGUCGCUCAGCUGGAUGGGCAAAGUGCCGGAUGAGUCGCCGGAAGACGAAGGAUGGAAGCUCGAUCGUACAAAUUAUUAUCAAGAGGGAUGGUUAGCCACCGGCAAUGCUCGCGGCUUGAUAGGAGUGACUUUUACCACGUCGCAUUGUCGCACCCGAGCUACGGAACUUCCACUUAGGGCGAAUUAUAAUUUACGAGGACACCGCAGUGAAGUGAUACUCGUAAAAUGGAAUGAACCUUACCAGAAGUUGGCCACGUGCGACAGUUCCGGUGUAAUCUUCGUCUGGAUCAAAUACGAAGGACGAUGGAGUAUAGAAUUAAUCAAUGAUAGGAGUACUCCUGUUACACACUUUUCUUGGUCCCACGACGGACGCAUGGCGCUCAUAUGUUACAGAGAUGGUUUUGUCUUGGUGGGCAGUGUAGCUGGUCAGAGGUAUUGGUCGUCGAUGCUCAACGAUAAAGCAACGAUAACUUGUGGCAUAUGGACUCCAGAUGACCAACAGGUCUAUUUUGGGACGACUGCGGGACAGCUAAUUGUGAUGGACGUUCACGGAGCUAUGGUAUCAGAAAUACAACUGGGGGCUGGCGUUACAUCGAUGGCUUGGAGUGCCGAAAAAUUUACGAUGGAGGAAGGAGACGACGAUAUGACAAGCGACCGGUCUCAGAAAGAUGAUCGAGGUUACGUGUUGGCCGUUUGUCUUGUUGAUGGAAACAUUGUCAUGCUGCGCUCAUUUGACGACGUAUCGCCGAUCACGAUACACAGCAAGCUAAAGACGCCCUUGUACGCCGAGUGGAGCAACUCUAGAAAACUGUUGGCCAUUGCCGGCACAAAGGAGACCGACAUUCUUCAGAAUAAUUUACAAGAAUACACGAAUCUCUUGAAAUUCUAUUCGGUUAAUGGUACCCUCGUAUAUACGACAACGAUUCCGUAUACGCAAUCCCCAGUAUCGGCAUUAACGUGGGGACAUAACGAUAGGCGACUCUUUGUAGCGACCGGGACGCGUGUUCAUGCAGCGUGGGUUUCCAGAAGGGUCGGUUCGCUUCAACUAUUAUCGAGAUUAGCAGUGAGAGCAGCCCUCGCGCGGGAGUCCAAUGUGCAACAACUUCCGUUACCACCAAGAUUAAAAGCUUCAGUGGCUGCUCUCUUCGCUAGUACAAUACGAUAUUCAGUGCCAGAACCGAAAGAGUUGCGUCGAUUUGUAUCAAGGCCACCGCCGGGAGGCAGCCGGUUACAUUGUACGAUGCUGAGACAUGCCAUAGAACCUAUGCCGUGUUAUACACUCUAUCUAGAAUAUUUAGGCGGCCUUGUGCCACUUUUGAAGGGCAGACGAAUUAGCAAGAUUAGGCCUGAAUUUGUAAUAUUCGACCCGCAGAGUCAGGAGACACUACAAGUGCUUGAUGAUACGUCGCAGUGUCCGUCGUUCAGUGAUGGCUCGGACACUGAGAGGGAUACCGCGGACUUGUGUGGCUCGCCACGAAACAGAAAGAAAAAUAGGAGGAAAAAAGAGGAGAAGUUGAAUGACGAAACAGAUGAUCUUACGUACACGGAUACCUUACCAGAGUAUGCGAGACUAGUCGAAGUAACGUCAAAUAUUUGGGGCACUAAAUUUAAAUUUCAUGGCUUGGCGGAUUCGAUUCCUGCUAACUUAGGUCAAGUGACUUAUCGAACGUCGUUAUUGCAUCUACAGCCGAGACAAAUGACACUAAUAAUGACUGAACUUCGAGAUGAUUUACCUUCAGGACCGGAUCCCACAUUUAACCCCAAUUUGUUCUCCGAGGAUGAAGAGGAAUCGUAUCAAGAUUUUCAAGCUAGUUCACGGACUACUAUGGAAACGCAGCCACCACCAAUCGCACCGAUGACUUCUCGCAACACCCGACUCAACUCAAAUCGACCCAAGUCUCAAAUUUCUAAUCAGUUCCUAACAUCAGAGACCUUAUCCUCGUCGUUAGCAAGAGUCGAAAGCUACGAAAACGAGUAUUCAUAUGUAGAUAUGCAGGACAUGAGUAAUCUAUAUGAAAAUAUUAGAAAUGCUCCUACAAACACUUAUCGUACACCGCCGAGGCAUAAUCCGCCGCGGUGUUGCGAUGUGCCAGCUUUGCAAUCGCCGAAGAACGCGGUGGCGCCUACACAGACACUAAUAGCAACUUCAAAUGCUAAUGCCGACUUCGUCAACAGUAUCCAAAGAAUGAAAAACGUUCUCGCAGAUCAGCAGGUGGGUGUAACUGUGAAAAAAGAGUUGGAGAAUAACAAGUUCCAUCAAUUUUCGCAAGACGACAAACCGAACCUGACGUGUUGUUCAGCGAACAUUAUUUCUAUGUCAAUGCACAACGGUCAAACUUUGAACGCGGAAGCAUCGAGCAGCCGAAAUAUUUCUCAGGCCUCAAUCUUGAAGACUUUAGAAAACACCGUUGAGUGCACCUCAACACAAACUGUGUAUCUGAAUGGUUUAAGUAAUACCGCGUGUGAAAAUAAUGUCAACUCGAUCACUGCACCGCAUAUUAGCACCAUUCAAGCCGCGACAUCACAUAACACUAAUAGUUUUGUAUAUACUAAAAAUAAUCAAAAUAUCGGAACGAAUAUGACGAGCGCUGAUAUAACGCCUUCGAAUAGUUCUUCUCACACACAACUAGGACAAGGAACGAUUUUGCUGAAUAAAAGCGGCAUGCACGCUAUUGCCGGUAUGGUUUCACCGGCGUGUUCCUAUCAGUUUCCAGAAAAUAUCGAUCAGUGUUUCGGGUCCUCAUGUUCGCAGUGUUUUUCGAAAUAUGGAGGUAAGGAUCUCAAAUGCCAUGUGUGCUAUGGAAAGACAAAUUCCGAUUAUGCGAACGUCGGGACGCCUUCUACUGGUAAACUGGAUGAGAUGCAUUUCAUCGACGAUGAAACUCGUGGCGAUACGGAAACUUUGGAGCAAUUACGUAGCGUACAUAGGACUUCUACAGUAAUCAGUAUCAGUCCGAUGUGCUCAAGCGAUUCAAUAGUUAGAAGCUGCAGCGUCGGAUACUUAGACUUGGUAGACGCUCAAUUGGUUCCAUGUGACGUAGCUCUAAGAAUGCUCCGGCGAGACGCGCCGGACAAGAGGCUAGUUUUGGUGUCGCGGAAAACGAAACGAAGAAAAAAAAGUAAACCCCAGCACUCUGAUGUAAAUCAACAGAAUUUGAAACCGCCCAGACUCCGCAAUUGUGGCAAGUCUAAGAGUCUUGAUUCUAGUGAUAUUUUUCCGAGUAACGAACAUAUAAUUUCUUCAUCGCAAUUGCCAGAACACAUUGAGGAAGCAAUAAGUCCGGCGAAUUGCGAAGUUGCUGAAGACAAGUACAUUGAAUCUGUAUUACCGUCAAUAGAUGUAAUACGCGAAGUUAUACCUAAACACGAGGAAAUUGAGAAAAACGUUGUCGGAGCUGUUGUAAGAGAAAAAUCGAGCCAAUUAGAAGCUGCUGUAUCUCCUGCUAAAGGCUCGAGUCCGAGUGGAUCUUUUGCUUCAUCGCUUGACGGUCUUGCCGCGAGACUUCGAGAUUUCGAUGAGAGGCAUUCUUUACCACCACCUUCCCCGCGUCCAUCAUCAAGAUUGCCAAGGAGUUCGCCUAGUAGCCCAGCACCUUCUAAAAAAGGCAAACGACCAGCGUCAGCUUCCCCGAUUCGAAGAAGGCUUUUAUCGAGUCCAUUAUUGAGCAGAAGAAUGAGAAAAAGUCGCGGCGAAAGCUCGGAUGAGGAAGGGCUUCUUCAAAACGACUCCUCAACAAGUUACCGAGAUCUAGAGACGUUUCAAAAAGCUCAGUUACGUCAAAAGUUAAAGCAAAAAGGAGCAGCAGUUUCUAGUUCCAAACCAGAAGUGAUAAGGCGCGAAUUAGUAAUGCAUAACAAAGCACCUAUGUGGAACGAAUCUAGUCAAGUAUAUCAGCUCGAUUUUGGUGGCAGAGUGACUCAAGAAAGCGCCAAGAAUUUUCAAAUUGAAUUUAGGGGUAGACAGGUGAUGCAGUUUGGCAGAAUAGAUGGCAACGCAUACACAUUAGAUUUCCAAUAUCCGUUUAGCGCUUUACAAGCGUUUGCCGUUGCUCUAGCAAAUGUCACACAACGGCUAAAGUAACUGUCAUCUCCAAAUGACGUUUAGAAUAUACGGUGAGGAAUAAUAGAACUUUCAAAAUUUCAAGCACGUGAACAUAUUAAAAUUUGAAUAAAGAAACAAGGUCGAUUUUUAUCAAGCGGGAAUAAAAGUCUGUUUAGACUUUUUGAUUGUCUGGACUUAAAAUAGUGUAUAUUGAUGGAUGUGUUAUAUUGAUGAUACUGACAAAUUUGCAUAAUUCUUAUUAAGCUAUUGAUACCAGUAAUGAUUUUAUGUACCAGAGGAGAAUUUUAUGUGUAACCAGAAAUUGUCAAAGUUUCGAGAUAAACGAGAUGUUGGACAUGUAUAUGCAAACCGACAACCGAACCAAGUACACUAAUUUGUGUAUAUUUACACAAGUAUCUAAGUACUAUACUGUACAUAAGUAUAGUUACGAGCGAAUUGAUUUCGAGCGGAAUACAAAGGUUUCUAUGUAUGUAUAACGUUUCGUUGAAUGCUUCUUCGUCGUACCGUCCAGAGUAUUUCGUUUUUCCCAACUUCGAGCGCUCGUUUUGUAUAGUUUAUGCGACAUGUUGGAGUUUAAUGACGCUGUUAAAUAUUCAUCUCGUUUAUUUUUGCGAUCCGCCGAAUGUAUUCGAAUUUUAUACAUAUACUAUAUGGAUGAACUCGCACAUGUAGGGCGAAACUUUCAUGUUAUUUAAUUAAAUGUUUCUUAAAUGCGUAUGCUAAGAGUUAUGAUGAUAAUAGUAACAACAAUGAUAAUGAUGAUGAUGAUAAUAAUAAUAGUAAUAAUAAUAAUAAUAAUAAGAACGAUUUUAAUGUGUAAUAAUAGUAUUGUAACGUCCGGCCUGUAAUGGUUUUCGCCAUUAACAGUAACAGAGCAGACUGAUUCUAAAGGAAGAGACGGAAAGGACAAAGCGAAAGUAUGCAUGUAUAUAUACGAAUGUAUGCAUUGAGAUAACUGUUGUCUAUACUUAAUCCGACUUGAACGAUUGCACCGUGGUAUUGACUUCAUCGGUUCGAAUGUGGCGCGUGCAAAUGCAAUUUUGACAUGUAUCAGGUCUACGUGAAGGAAUACCAGUGAGAAAUUUGUUAUGUUCUAGUCUUUUUAUAAUAACUGAAAUGUCAAUCACAAUCAAUCGCAAUGCUCAUUGCAACGAUAUUCAUAAAUUGAUUGUAACGAUUAGGUCAACUUCAUUGGUUCAAGGUUGGAUUGGUUUAAUUGUUGCAACUGCGAUAUUUGUUUGGUAUUGCGAGAACCAACUAGAAAUGUUAUUGAUAUAAACAUGUGCUAGUGGUGAACAUCACGGCAUUAUUUUACAAUACAUUGUAGUUUAUAUAGAUAUAUAGAUACAUAUAAUGUUUUUUUCCUACGAUUGUGAUUGACGUUAUGCCCAUCGUAAAAGGGUUUAUUCGUAACUGGAAUAUUCGCGGCGAUAAGGAUCGUGAUGAAUUCUACGUUAGAGAUGCAGAAGUCAUAUAAUCCUGUAUAUGUACAAGGAUCCUUUGAAACAACAAUGCGAAAACUUUAUCUUAGUUGUUUCGCCAAUUUACAAAGAACAUACUAGGUCUGUCCCAAAAAUAUCCGACCUUUGCCUGUAUCAUGAGAAAGAGCUAUUCCGGAAUGAUAUGAACAACAUCGCCUUCAAAGUAGUUUCCUUCCGAAGCAAUGACCUUCUGCUAACAGUACACCCACUUGCGAAAGUAGUCCUGGAAGUCGUUUUUCUGAUAGCCAACAGCCCUCGUUGCAUUUCGUUUUAUUUCCUCAACAUCGUCAAAUCUUUUGCCCUUCAACGGAUGUUUCAACCAAAAGCCACACAGGGCUACAUCUGGACUAUACGGAGGUUGACGAAGUUGGACAAUGCCGUGUUUAGUCAAAAACUCCUGAAUCAGGUGAGAUGAAUGAGCAGGUGCGUUUCAGGCAGUCAUUGUGAAAUGCGACGCUCAGAGUUUUCGACGCUCACACAACUGCGUACCGUUGCCCACUGAACAGUUGUUGGGUCGUGCCGCUUGGUAAGGGUAUUUUUAAAGAUCCAACUUAAAUACUAAAUAUCUGUUUACAAUAAAUAUCUGUCUACAAUAGGAUGCUCAGGGACAAAGAUAUACGCAGAGGUCGGAUACUUUUGGAACAGAUUUCGUACAGUCGAGGGAGAAUUCUUACGGAUCACAUACUCUUUUUCCAUAUACGAAACUGCGAUAGACUGGGGCUGAAAGAUAUACAGAAUGUCGCACUUGGAAGCUCUUGCAAUGCUCAUUAUUCUGCGUAAUUUACAUCCUAAGACCAUAUUUUCUCAUGACAUUGCGUAAUCAUUGCAACCGCCGCAAUUUUUUGCGUUGCGAACAUCGAUGGCGCUAAUCGAGAUUUAGAUGCCUUUACACCAAACCGCGUGUUCUGCUUAAGUUUUACUUUCUACUUGCGCGCGCACGAAAAGCCCAUAUUCACAAAUUAACGCCUAGGAAACACAUAUGUAUCUGAUACUUUCUGUUACGCUGUUACGUAACCAGAAUAUAUCAAAUACUUGUUAUGUAUUUGAAUAAUAUAAGGAAAAUAAUUAUAUUAUGAUUA
Messenger RNA from Harpegnathos saltator (Jerdon's jumping ant), 7363 nucleotides. RefSeq names its product WD40 superfamily protein Tusp (gene Tusp). The coding region runs from base 688 to 4821 and encodes 1377 amino acids. The transcript is spliced from 15 exons. NCBI's taxonomy places the organism in Eukaryota, Metazoa, Arthropoda, Insecta, Hymenoptera, Formicidae. The record is from RefSeq and is a predicted model, not a curated record. Gene Ontology annotation, molecular function: protein binding.